Messenger RNA from Drosophila santomea, 515 nucleotides. Its product is annotated as lysozyme S. The transcript has 2 exons. The coding region runs from base 46 to 468 and encodes 140 amino acids. Gene Ontology annotation, molecular function: lysozyme activity. Lineage: Eukaryota; Metazoa; Arthropoda; Insecta; Diptera; Drosophilidae. The record is from RefSeq and is a predicted model, not a curated record.
UUAGAAGACCUAGCAAGCCAAACAGUUUUGUUUAACCCAAUCAACAUGAAGGCUUUCUUUGCUCUGGUGCUCCUGGCCAUUGCCGCCUCUGCUCAGGCAGGUCGCACCCUCGACCGCUGCUCCUUGGCCCGUGAGAUGGCCAAUCUGGGCGUUCCUCGUGACCAGCUGGACAAGUGGACCUGCAUUGCCCAGCACGAGAGUGACUACCGCACCUGGGUGGUGGGACCUGCCAACUCUGAUGGAUCCAACGACUACGGCAUCUUCCAGAUCAACGAUCUUUACUGGUGCCAGGCCGAUGGACGCUUCUCCUACAACGAGUGCGGCCUCAGCUGCAAUGCCCUCUUGACAGACGACAUCACCAACUCCGUCCGUUGUGCCCAGAAGGUGCUCAGCCAGCAGGGAUGGUCCGCCUGGGCCGUGUGGCACUACUGCAGCGGAUGGUUGCCGUCCAUCGAUGAGUGCUUCUAAGCUGACUUUGACCCUGAAUAAAAUGAGUUCACAAUGAUAUAUGCUAA